AUGGCCGGGAACCGCCCACAGAACCGGCGCUCGCCACUAUCACGGAAGGGAGCUCGGACACCGAGACGGAGAGCAUGUGACUCCUGCUUCAAGAAGAAGAUCCAGUGCGAUGCAGAGUUCCCGCAGUGCAAUUGGUGCAAGCAUCAUAAUCUCGCCUGUACAUUCAAUCGAAUCCGGGGACAAGUCGACACAGGGAACCGCGUGGCUUUACCAGCACCCAACGCGAGUGGGGAGUUGAGCGCUAGUAUAUGGCACCGUGCGCAGAAUCUACUUGGAGACCCAUCACUCCGAACGCCUGACUCGACAUGGCCUUUGAGACCAGCAAAUACAUUCCUGAACAACGUCACUUAUCUCAGAGGACACCAUGUAUUCUCGGACGAAGGUCAGAGAUGGAUUGAGUCUCAGGUCGGGGAAAGCAUUAACUUUGACAAGCUAUUCUCUCUGGAGCUCCAUUGGCUGAAACCGCUCCGUUCGUAUACGGAUCCCGGGCGGUUCCCCCUUCCCCGUCCAGAGCUGCCCAGUAGAGUCAACGUGGAAAGAUACGUUCAGAUCUAUGUCUCAUCUUCUCAGAGCCUUGUCUUCCCUGUCAUUAGCCGGUCGUUAUUCGGGAAAACAAUGGACCUCGCUUACAGUGCUGUGUGUUCCGCCGGUUCCGCGAGCGCCAAAUCGUGCGUGUAUGCCUUUCUCUCGCUUGUAUCCCUGUUUGGCCUCGAUGACAACAUCCACGGCGCCAUGGACUGUCAGUCCUAUGCCUCGGCGGCGCAAAGCUUUGUGACCCCGGUAAUUGAGGAGAUGACAGUCGACGGUCUCCAGUCAUUGAUCAUGCUGGUGCGUACGAUCCCUUCCCCCCCUCCCAGGGGACCCUUCACCAAUGGCCUUCUUUGGGCGCCUAAUUGA
Molecule: messenger RNA, 897 nt
Organism: Aspergillus udagawae
Lineage: Eukaryota; Fungi; Ascomycota; Eurotiomycetes; Eurotiales; Aspergillaceae
Product: transcription factor domain-containing protein
Exons: 3
Coding region: 1-897 (298 amino acids)
Biological process (GO): regulation of DNA-templated transcription
Molecular function (GO): zinc ion binding; DNA-binding transcription factor activity, RNA polymerase II-specific
Source: RefSeq, a predicted model, not a curated record